Messenger RNA from Mucor mucedo, 1135 nucleotides. RefSeq lists its product as uncharacterized. The record is from RefSeq and is a predicted model, not a curated record. The transcript is spliced from 3 exons. NCBI's taxonomy places the organism in Eukaryota, Fungi, Mucoromycota, Mucoromycetes, Mucorales, Mucoraceae. Gene Ontology annotation, molecular function: 2-oxoglutarate-dependent dioxygenase activity. Bases 16 to 1116 code for a protein of 366 amino acids. Gene Ontology annotation, cellular component: cytoplasm.
CAACAACACCAACAAAUGUCUCCUCCCAAUACUGACGCUAUUAUCCAAGAAAUUAAGAAGCUUGAUUUACAAUCUCUUGCCCGCGAGAAAGGUCCUUACCUUGUUUAUCCAGAAACAAAGUAUCCUGACCUCGAGCUGUUCGAGCACAAAGAUCCUGGACAUCGUGCUGAUCCCACAAAGGCCUCUAUUUUAAAGAAUGCAGAAAAGGUCUUUGACCUUACUCCCCACAUUGGUACUGAAAUCCACGGUCUUCAAUUAUCAGCAUUGACUGACACUCAAAAGGAUGAUUUGGCUUUAUUGGUUGCUGAACGUGGUGUUGUCUUCUUCAGAGAUCAAGAUAUUGACGUUUAUCAAGGCGUUGAAUUUAUCAAGCAUUACGGACCUCCUCAUAUUCAUAAUACUUUUGGUCAUCCUGAAGGCGUUCCUGAGGCUCAUAUAGUCUAUUUCGAUACCAACACCUUCAAGAAUUACAAGUCGGCUAGUGGAAUUGACUUUUCUUUAUUGAGAACUGCUGCCGAUGGAUGGCACUCUGAUGUCACCUAUGAGAAUCAGCCUGCCGGUCUAACUUUACUUAAGAUUGAUACAUUACCUUCUGCUGGUGGUGAUACUUUGUGGGCUUCUGGUUAUAGUGCUUACGACAGACUUUCACCUCCUUUCCGAAAAUUUCUUGAAGGCUUAGAAGCCGUACAUACUGGUCAACAGCAGGUAGAUGAAGCUAACAGAGCUGGCCAUGUUGUCCGUCGUUCUGUCUGGACAGCUACUCAUCCCGUUAUUCGUACACAUCCUGUCACCGGAUGGAAAGCGCUCUUUGUCCAACCUGGUUUUACCAGCUCUAUUGUAGGUCUUUCAAAACGUGAGUCUGAUAUUAUUUUGAAGCACUUGUUUGAACACAUUGCUGGCGGUGUCGAUUUCCAAGUUCGUUUCAAGUGGCAAGAAAACAGUGUUGCUGUAUGGGAUAACCGUUCUACAGUACAUAAUGCCAUCUUCGAUUACCUCGAUAUCGGUAAGCGUCAUGGUUGGAGAGUUACACCUCAAGCCGAAGCUCCUUAUUUUGAUCCCAAGAGCAAGUCCAGAAAACAGGACUUGGCAGAAAAAGCCGCUGCUGCUCAAGCUUAAUCACUUCGUUUUACUUCCC